This is a messenger RNA of Mesocricetus auratus (golden hamster), 3500 nucleotides long. RefSeq names its product chromosome unknown C11orf65 homolog (gene CUNH11orf65). Bases 318 to 1313 code for a protein of 331 amino acids. The record is from RefSeq and is a predicted model, not a curated record. NCBI's taxonomy places the organism in Eukaryota, Metazoa, Chordata, Mammalia, Rodentia, Cricetidae. The transcript is spliced from 11 exons.
GCUGUAACAACUGUCUGGCUUACCAGGCUGUAGAUAAUUAUUUCUGAGGCCCCAUUUCUGUUUCUUAUAAAUGCUAAUGGGCAGAGCACUGAACACCCUUCAGCCCUGAACAAUUCCUGACUCCUGAACGGUUUUGUUGGGUUUUUCUGCUUGGAUUGAGUAAAGCCUGCUGACUUUAUUGUUCUAGAAAAGUUAAGCAAUUUUGGCCUAAUCAUGAAGGUCUGAAGAGGCCAUACACUGGCCCCUAGGGGCGUUAGUAGGAGAGCUUGAGGGUUCAUGGCUUUCUAGACAAGCGCCCUACAACUGAGAACUUCCAGAUGCCUGGGAAAUCGUUCCGAGAACUUUCAAAGCAGGAAAUAGCUGCAAGGAUCAUUCAGAGAGCCUGGAAAAAUUUCCUUAAUGACCUCAGAAGUAAUUUUCCAUGUUUGCUUACCUGGUUGGGUGACAGCCAAGAGAAUGUCGCUGUAUUCCAACACUUUAAAAGUCUCAUUGAUUUAAGAAAACAAGGGGAGCCACGUCAGAUAGUGAAGUUCAUUAACCCUAAAGAGGCAGAGCUCCUCGAUGCUGCUGCUGGUAUUCAAGUCCGAUUCAGGCUGGGUGGGGUUAAAUUUCCACCUGAGAUAUACUAUAAAAUUUUUACUCACAGACAUAUUGAAGAUCUGUGUGCUAACAGCCCUAGAGAUUACACAAAGCUUCCAGCAAGAUACACAUCUCAUAAUAAAGAUGAUCCACCUCAGGUUGAGGAUAACAGUGGCUGGUACCGCCGUAUAGAAAACAAUGGCUGGAGGCCUGUUUCCCAUAGAUUUUGGAUACCAACUGAAAAUGAAGUGUUGGAAAGCACAAAGGAAAGUGAAUUUCAUUUCUCUAAACUGAAGAGAAAGCAAGAUAUGGAAAAGAAAAGAAAAAUUAAAAAGAUAGAAUGGAUGAGGCAAAUGUACUACCUAGGAAACCUGGAGGCCAAGGCGACACAUCACGAAACUCUAGGCCUAAUUCACAGAGCAACAAAAGGACUAAUAAGGUGCAUUGAAGAUGGAGGGGUAGAUUCUGUGAUGGAAUGGGAAGUAGAUGAAGUGCUGAACUGGACAAAUACACUCAACUUUGAUGAGUACAUUGCUAACUGGAAAGAAACUGCUACAAGCAACUCUUCAGCUAAUUUAAAAGAUGUCAGGCUUGAACAAAUACAGAAAAGCCUAUAUGUCAACUAUGGAGAUGGGUCAGAGCCUCCAACGCAAGGACCAUAUGAGGAUGAUUACUAUGAAAAUACUUACAUAAGACGUCAGUUCACUCCCUUAACACCCACUUCCCCAUAUUGAAUGAAACUCUAAAGGACUUCUUUUUUUAAGCAAUGGCCCUUUCAAGCCAAUUUUUUCAGUUAAAGCCAAGAGACUGUGUAUUCUGACUACAAUGACUUGUGUGCAUAUUUAAUCCUAAUUAAGGAAAAUUACAGAAAUACUACACUGGAGAGUGUAUAGUUCUUCCUGGUAUGUAGUUGUCUGACAAACACACUUUAAAGUAUAUUUAAGUUUAAAGUAUAUUUAGGUAUUAAAGACUCCAAAUACAAUUUGCUUUUCAUACAGUUGCUCAGGGCAGAACUCAUUCACUGUACACUCCAUGUCCAAAUGGCCCUUGCUUAUUUUUUUUCCCUGAACUGCCCACUGAAGUAUUUCCUAAAUUAUGCACAGGUAACAAUUUACACAUUUCUGGGGGAACAUUGUAUUUCACAACAUGUGAAACAUCCAAAUCAGGGUAACUAUGUUUCCCAUCUCCUUUAGUUUGGUGCCUUUGGAUUGAAGGGUGCUGAAGUGAAUGUAGGAGUACAUGGAUUUCUCUUGUACACUGGUUUUCUUUAGAAGUAACAUUGCUGGUUCCCAUAGUUUUGCUUUGAAUUUUUUGGAGUGACCUCAACUCCUCUCCAUAAUGGCUAUCCUAAUUUACUUUCCCUCCAUCAAUAUAUAAGGGGUUUCUUUCUCCAUAUUAUUGACACUAAUCUUUGGUUUUUGACAUUUUGUGGUUUUGACAACUCAACAUUUGUAAAAGCUUCUUACAUAUUAUUAUUAUUAUUUUGAGACAGGAUUUCUGUCUCCAGGCUGGUCUCAAACUCAGAGGUCCACCUGCCUCUGGCUGCCUAGUGCUGGGAUUAAAGUUGUCUCCACUACAGCCUGGCUCUUACGUAUUCUUGAUAUUAAUGAUUUACAGAUGAAUAGUUGGCAAGUAUUUUUAUCCAAAAUCUGUAAGCUAUCUCUUUAUUCUUACAAUUUUGUUUCUCCACAUGAACACUUUAGUUGGUGUGUUGUCCCAUCUGUCAAUUUUUAUGUUUUCUGUGCAUUAAAGAUGCUAUCAAGAAAAUCAUUACUUACAUUACCAUUUUCUGUUUCCCAUUUCCUGUAAUAGUUCUGUAUCUUACAUUUAGGUAUUGACACAUUUCUGAGUUGACUUUGGUGGAGGGUGUGACAGAGAGUCAAAUUUCAAUCUUCUGCACUAAAAUACAGUUUCCUAGCAUCAAUGGAAAUCAGGAGACUGUCCUUAGGUCAAUGUAUGUUUUUGAAACAUCUGUGUAGAAUCAUCCUGGUGAGGUAUGUGUCUUUUCUGUGAGGUAUGUGUCUUUUCUGGGGUCGUCAAAUUUUCCUUAUCGGCACCCAGUGUCCUGCAAUCCUUCCAAGUAUGUAGGUCUAUAUGAAUUUUUUUUUUUUUACUUUCUAGUUCUCUAUAGAAUGUUCCUGGUAUUUUCAAAAAAAUUUUUUUUCAGGUUUUUUGAGACAGGGUUUCUCCUGGCUAUCCUGGAAUUCACUCUGUAGACCGGGCUGGCCUCUAACUCAGAGAUCAGCCUGCCUCUAACUUCUGAGUGCUGGGAUUAAAGACAUGUGGCACCACCUCCUGGCUUCUAUUGAUUUCUUUAUCUGAUAUGGACAUUUAAUAUUAGUUCUUCCAACCAUAAACAUGGGAAGUCUUUACAUCUUGGGACUUCUCCAAUGACUUUCAUCAGUAUUUUAUAACUUACAUAGUAUACAAUGGUCUAUCAUCAGAGUCUCAGUUGAAUUUAUUCCAAAAUUUUUAUUUUAUAAUUACUGUGAACAGAUUUGCUUUCAGUUUCCUUUACAACAGGUUUGUUAAUAGCAGGAUGGAACUAGGCCUGCACGUAGUGAUUUUUGGCUUGACUUAUCUGGACCUAAGAAAGAAAAUGACACCCCUGAUCCCACUGCAAACUAGUGGAACUCAAAACGAGAAGCCUAAGAACAAAGCAAGGCAUUCCUAUGCUCUCUAUCCUCAGCAAAGUAAACUAUACUUAACAUAAAGGGGCAAACAUGUCCAAAUACAGUUAAUUGUGACUUGAAUACCUUUCACCAAUAGAUCAUCCUCUUCUGAAAAAAGAAAUGUGGUUUACAUAUACAGCUGAGUACUAUUUAAGUCAUAAAAAAAUAAAAUCAUGUUACCUAUCAUCUGUGGCAAAAUGGAUCUGGAUAGCAUCAUGUUAAGCAAAAUAAAAGCCAGGCAUAGCAAAA